AUGUGGGCAGACGUCCCUCCUAGCGCGGGCGCGCAGGCGCGGAGAACGAAGAAGGAGGCGUCCUCCUCGCAGAGCGAAGGGGAACCCGCGUCCCCUCUCAAAGCGAAGGAUCAAUGCGGCCCCUCGCAGAGCGAUGGAAAGUCGACCCCCUCGCGGAGAGCGAAGGCUGCGCCCCAUCGCAGAACGCCGGGAAGCCGCCCCUUCUCAAAGCGGACGAUAAAUGCGCCCCCUCUCAAAGCGGAGGAUGGAUGCUCCCCCUCGCACAACGAAGGAGGCGUCCCUCACGGAGAGCGAUGGAAAGUCGCCCCCUCGCAGGACGCUGGAAUACCGCCCCCUCGCUGA
Schizophyllum commune H4-8 is the source of this 342-nucleotide messenger RNA. RefSeq lists its product as uncharacterized. Bases 1 to 342 code for a protein of 113 amino acids. The record is from RefSeq and is a predicted model, not a curated record. The transcript has a single exon. Lineage: Eukaryota; Fungi; Basidiomycota; Agaricomycetes; Agaricales; Schizophyllaceae.